ACACAAUUGACCUGAAAAGAGAUUAAUCCACCAGACUGGAGAUGACAGUGGAAAGAGCUCACCACAGCCCAGCUGACAUUGUUUAAUUAAUUUGGCAAGAUUAAAAAGAUAAUGGAUGCACGUGGAUUUGAUGAAUGUGUGCGGGUCCCUUUUUAUGAAAAGGAGCUUCCAAGGAGCUAAAUGUUGACAAGAAAAUGGAUUUCUUAACAUUGGGCUUCUCGGAGCCCGGUGGCUGUUGUUGGGCGGCGAUCCCAUUCGAGGCCGCGCGGAAUCGGCUUCGCUCCGGCAGCAGAGGCGUCCAGGACGGGCGUCGUUUUCCGUCCUCACAGUUGUGAAGGGGCCGCGAGAAGACCCGCCGCCGGCAUGCCGAGCGAGGAGGAGCGCGGCAGCCUCACGACGCCCUCCGCCUUGACCGCCUGCUUUUUGCUCCUGUCGUUUUGCACCCGGGCUUUAGCUCUAAAUGGUAUGGCUGAAGAUGUGAAGGACCAGGGUGAGCUGCUCUCACAGACAUCUGAAAAAAAUGGAAACUCAAGUAAAAUAAGCAAAGAACUGAAAGAAAUAGUGUUUGUCAUCCAGAGUCAAAGAAAUUCUUUUCAUCUGAAAAAAGCAGAAGACCUCAAACAAAGCAUUUUAAGACAGGCUGCAGAUCUUGGAAAGGAGAUGCCUACAGUGUUGUUUAUUCACCAGAUGGACAGGCAUGAAGGUGCAUGGACCAUUCUGCCAUUAAUGCAAGAGUUUUCUCUUGCGUAUAGCAGAAACUCUUCAUGGAUUUUUUUCUGUGAAGAAGAUACAAGAAUACAUAUUGUAAAGCUACUGAAAGCACUUAGAAGAUAUGACAAGUCCAAGGAAUUCUUUUUAGGAAAAGCAUUGCAUGAUGAUGAAUCUACAAUUAUUCACCAUUACGCCUUUGCAGAAAAUCCUACAGUUUUUGAAUUUCCAGAUUUUGCUGCUGGCUGGGCACUUAGUAUUCCACUUGUAAAGAAGCUUGCCAAGAGAUUGAAAAAUGAACCUCUAAAGUCAGAUUUUACAAUAGAUUUAAAACAUGAGAUUGCAUUGUAUAUCUGGGAGAAAGGCAGUGGACCACAUCUCACCACAGUGACUGAGUUUUGUACAAGUGACUUGUAUGCUCCCAAUACUGCACACUGUGCCACCACAUUUGUGAAUUCCCUUCCACUUUGUGGAGAGCCUGUGAAGAAAACGGAUAUCUUCGUUGCUGUAAAAACUUGCAGGAAAUUCCAUGGAGAUAGAAUACCCAUUGUAAAGCAGACUUGGGAAGGAGAAGCGACCCUUAUUGAAUAUUUCAGUGAUUAUGCAGAAAGCUCAAUACCCACAAUUGAUUUAGGUGUUCCAAAUACUGAUAGAGGUCACUGUGGGAAAACUUUUGCCAUUUUGGAAAGAUUUUUAAAUCAUAGCCCAGCUACAACACCUUGGUUAGUCAUUGUGGAUGAUGAUACUUUAAUAAGUAUCUCCAGGCUUCAAACAUUACUCAGCUGUUAUGAGCCAAAUGAACCAGUGAUACUUGGUGAACGUUACGGCUAUGGAUUGGGGUCCGGAGGCUAUAGUUACAUCACUGGUGGAGGAGGGAUGGUCUUCAGCAGAGAAGCAGUCCAAAGAUUACUUGCUAGUAAAUGCCGGUGUUACAGCAAUGAUGCCCCGGAUGAUAUGGUAAUUGGAAUGUGUUUCAGUGGUUUAGGAAUUCCAGUAACACACAGCCCUCUUUUUCAUCAGGCUCGACCGAUGGAUUACCCAAAGGACUAUCUUUCCCAUCAAGUUCCAAUAUCAUUUCACAAACACUGGAAUGUUGAUCCAGUGAAAAUAUACUUUAGUUGGCUGGCACCAAAAGAGAAAGAUUUGCAGAAUGGAAGUAAACAUACAAGGGAAGAAUUAUAAUAUCUAUAUCUGGAUAUAGCUAUAGGCUUAUUAUGAGAGCAUCUACUGAAUUUUAUUGUUGUAUUUAUAAUUUCUUCUUGCCCAUUUUGUACAGUACACUUCUUGCCCAUUUUUGAUCCAGUACCACUUUUGGCACACUGCCCUGCUUUCUCCCUCUGGAGCACUAGAAGUAUGCAUCACAUAAUUGGGAAUGGCUGUUUGGGGACACCAGAAGCUUAUACAGACCUUUCAUUCCUUGCAGCAUCCCAUCAUUAUGCAUUCAUGUGUGCAUAUGCCAAUGGAGAGGGAAGAGGGAGAAACAGAUCUACACUGAGCCCUGUGGGACUCCUCCAUACACUGGUAUUGCAUCCAGAGUAGUAUUGAAUCCUGUUCUGAUGAUCUCUGUCUGGUGUACACACGCGCACACACACGCACAUAUAUGGAGGGGUGCUUUAGAGCUGUAGAAUAAAUCUUUUUUUGGGAACUUUUAACUAUCUGUUGUUUGUGAAUUCCAAGUUUUUUAAAAACAUUCUCAAUUAUCAGCAAUCAAUAUUGAUUUGUUCUCUCUCUGUCUGCUCUCCUCAUCCUGGUUGUUACUUGCAUAUUAAAGCCUAAGGACAGUGUUAAAUUCUCUUGUGUCUUUAUGUAAAAUGAAGAGGUUAAUGUGACUUUGUGUGACUCAUCUUAGGGAUCCUGUGUAUUGUCAUUGACAUUUCUGUUGGUUUGCAAUUUAAACAAAUACUGUUUCCAGAUAACUGGAACUCUAAAGACUUAGUGUUACUAAACAGGCCACAAGAUGUCACUAACUACUGAUACACAGAAAACCUGGUUACUCUUGCAUUAACAAAUUACUCUUAAUGAAUCUUGGAAACUUAGGGUUACUUAUUGACAUUAUGUCUUCACCACAUGGCUUAUAUGGGCAAAAUGAAACCUAGUUGAGUACAUCCAUAAUUAAAGGCUGUGUACAUUUUUUAAAUUGAAGGACACUAUGUGUUAACUGCUUGAUUCUUUCUGUAUAUAUAAUGCAAUUUUGUAGAGAGUAAGUCUGAGCCAAAUGGUGAGGGCACAUUUCACAAAUGCUUUACCACCACCAACACUCACUCAGAUUUACCUGCAUGAUGUCAUGGUGGUAUGAUAACAUUACAUUGCCUACAAGAAAUCUGAUUGACUGGGAUUGCUUGAGGAAGAAUGUGGUUUUUUGUUAAGUUUGUAAAUGGCAUUGAAUGUACAGAUCAGGAAAAGGAGCAGCUGCAAGUAUGUAGUAAAUAGUACAUAAAAAGGUAAAGCAGAAGUCUGUGUAAAAUAGCCCUACCACCUCUCUAAGGUCCCAGUGUUACUGUUCGAAGUAUAGUGCAAUCCUAGGCCAUUAUGCAAUGCUCUUCAUGCACUAGUGGGAUUUGCCACCAUUGCAGUGUGAGGCUAGCAGUGCCUGACAAAUCUGGAAAGAGUGGGAUUGUUUCCAGAACACAGUAAGCCAGUGGGACUCUCAGAAAAGAGCUCUGCUACACUGUCCUGAUCCAGAAACAAGCAUUUCCCUCCAGUGCUGAGGUUGCUUCAGAAGCUCUGUGCUGGCAGUCUUGUGGUGGAACAGAACUAGCAGAAGCUCAGCAGUGGUAUAUGAUACUGCCCAUAGUAAGGAGCUUGUAUGUAAACUAUCAUUACAGUCAGGUUAGACAACCUAAGCAUAAUGCUGUAUUUUUCAGCCAAAUAUAGGGUCUAAAAGCCAUAUUAUAUCUCUGUUUUCACAUAUGUUUAAAUGUUGUUUUCUAUAGCACAGCACUACAUUGUGUUCCAAAGUAAUACAGUUCUUAACAAUGGUCAAAACAGGAAAGAAUUUUUCUGCCAAGAAUUGUUGAAGCAUUUGUGUAGUUUGGAAAUUUUUAAGUGUGUGAAGACUGAGCACAUUCAAAAUAUGAAAGUGUUUGAACUGGAGGAACCAACAUAUUAUAUGCUUUCUCUUUUUUCUUUUGCUCAGUGCCUUAUAGAUAUUUCUACUGAUACCAGACUUUCUGUGUGGGCGUGUGUUUGUUUUAUAUGGGUACAUUGUUAUUUAUGUUUACUGUUUUUAAAUGGUACAAACCUAAAGUGAAAUAAAACACUAUUGUUUAAAAUGCUGAAAUGCAGUGUGACUUCUUCAUCAACAGAUUAAUUAACCAAAAAAAGGGAGAAAAGCAGUAUUUUCUUCUCAAAUUCUUUUCCUCAGUUAAAAAGGAGAUAGUGUAUGAUGAAUUUUAUAACUUGAUCAUAUGCUUGUUUACUCAAAUGUAGAUGUCACUGCAUUUGAGGAAACUCACUCUCAAGCAUACUUAGAAUUAUUGGUGUCUGGAUGCCAUAACAGAGGUGACAGAAGAGAUGCUGCUACAUGUACAAACAGUGC
Varanus komodoensis (Komodo dragon) is the source of this 4246-nucleotide messenger RNA. RefSeq names its product beta 3-glucosyltransferase (gene B3GLCT). The coding region runs from base 364 to 1890 and encodes 508 amino acids. Gene Ontology annotation, molecular function: acetylglucosaminyltransferase activity. Gene Ontology annotation, cellular component: membrane. Lineage: Eukaryota; Metazoa; Chordata; Lepidosauria; Squamata; Varanidae. The transcript is spliced from 17 exons. The record is from RefSeq and is a predicted model, not a curated record.